CAGAGAACUCACAUGGCGUUAAAAACUGGGAUGUCAGCGAGCAAACUGUCAAACGUUGUCAACGUGCGCUCAGCGUGAAGGGGGAAAGCUCCAAUAUUAUUUUUAUUUUUAAUAAAAAAAGUUGCGAUAAAUUCUCCAAUAUUUUUUGCAUAAUGAAUUUCCCGUAAAUUUAGUGAAUUUCAAAAAAAUUUGACUACGCACUCAUUAAGUGUGAUAUAAAGUGCCGAAAUUUCACAUUUUACUAGCUCCAGACAAGGCUCAUGUCAACGGGAAUGGAGUCCAAAUAUUUGUUGACAAGCAAAACUCCGGUAAAAUCACCGCAUGGCGCCAGUGCGAAAACAAGUGUUAGCAUAUCUAGUUUUCCAAUUAAACGAAAAUUGCAAAGUCCGGUGAAUGGCAUUGAAAAUGUUAUAAUCAAAGCACCUAAAUUGAAUAACGGAAGUGCAACAACUACCUCAAAUGGAAAAUCAAACGUCAGCACGCCUACACCGAAUGGUGGCAUACAACAUCUUAAUGGCAAAGGUGUACCAUCGAAACAACAGUUGGAACUACAACGACAGGCGUUACCUGUAUAUAAAGUACGUCAGCGACUUAUAAUAGAAGCGCGACGUUCCGAAACUAUGUUGCUGAUGGGUGAGACCGGUUCUGGUAAAACAACACAAAUACCACAGUUCCUGUACGAAAGUGGCUUUGCGCAAAAAGGUAUGAUUGGCAUAACACAACCACGUCGUGUGGCGGCAAUAACUGUAGCGCGUCGUGUUGCGCAAGAACAAGGCUGUCGUCUUGGCGAAACUGUAGGUUACACGGUGCGUUUCGAGGAUUGCACGUCACCACAGACACGUAUAAGAUUCCUAACAGAUGGUUGCUUACUGCGUGAAGCUAUUGUUGAUCGGCUGUUGCGUCAGUACACUGUUUUGAUAUUAGAUGAAGCCCACGAACGUACAAUAAACACUGAUGUGCUUUUCGGUAUUGUCAAAGAGGCGCAAAAACAGCGUAAACAACGGGGUUUAACGCCACUUAAAGUAAUCGUUACAUCAGCUACCAUGGAUAUCGAUCAUUUUGGAAAGUAUUUUAGUGUGCGCGGAAUGUACCUCGAGGGUAAAACCUAUCCGAUAAAAGUUAUGCAUGCUAAAGAAACUCAACCAGAUUACCUUAAUGCUGCGCUAGUGACGCUUUUUCAGUUCCAUCGUGCAGAACCUGUCAACCAUGAUGUGUUAAUUUUUCUAACUGGACAAGAAGAAAUUGAAGUUAUGGCGCAUCAAAUACGUCAGAUUGCUAAGACACAUGAUGCCGAACUAAGUCCAGUGCGUGUGUUUCCACUCUAUGCGCAAUUGCCACAAAACAAACAAUUGGAAUGUUUUCUACCCGCACACGCGAAUUCACGUAAAAUCGUGUUAGCCACCAACAUAGCUGAAACUUCCGUCACAAUACCUGGCAUAAGAUGUGUUAUCGAUUGCGGCUUUGUUAAACGACGAAUCUAUAAUCCCAGCAGCGGUUUGGAUGCUCUUCGUAUUGUGCGUGUUUCACAAGCGCAGGCAUGGCAACGUUGCGGCCGCGCCGGCCGUGAUGCACCAGGCACUUGUUAUCGUACGUAUACGCAAGCUGAAAUGGAAGCCUUCGAAAAUAUGCCAAAGCCUGAAAUAUUGCGCAGCAAUAUUUGCUCUACUGUACUGCAGUUGCUAGCAUUGGGCAUCGAUUGUCGUACAUUUGAUUUUCUAGAUCGACCAACGCCCGAAGCGGUAGACGAUGCCUAUCGUAAGUUGGAAGCGCUCGGUGCUGUAAGAAAUUAUAAAAUCAAACCUGAACUGACAACCUUGGGUCAGCAAAUGUCACAAUUCCCACUAGAUCCACGUUACAGCAAGCUAUUGCUAUCCGCGUCAGCAUUUGGUUGCAUGGAAGAAAUGCUUAGUUUAGUCGCUGUGUUGUCGGGAGAGAAUGUGUUUGUCUCUAGCAAUGAAAAACGCGAGCUUGCCGCUCUCGCGCAUGCGAAAUUCACAUCCAAAUAUGGUGAUCAUUUAACGCUGCUCAAUGUCUUUAGUGCGUUUUUGAAGACCGAGAAAGUUAAGCUCUGGUGCCAUGACAACUUUCUUAACACAAGAAAUCUUUCCUAUGCGCGUGAGGUGCGUAAACAACUACAAGAAAUUGUUGAACGACUCGAUUUGCCUUUAAACAGUUGUGGUAAUAAUCAGGAUCAAGUGCGUAAGUGCCUACUAAUUGGUCUGUUCGAUAAUAUUGCUGAACUGCAGCGCGACAAUACCUACGUUACGAUAGCUGGACGUCAGCGUGCGAGAAUACACCCGUCUAGUGUCUUCCAUGGCAAAUAUCGACCGGAAUAUGUAAUAUUUACAGAAAUUAUGCUGACUGAACGCAAUUUUCUACGUCAAGUCUCUGAAAUCAAUCCCGACUGGAUAGCUGAUGUGCUGCCAAAUUAUGCGCAUUUAAAUAGAAUUAAAAACUCAUUGAAAUAACAUUGAUUGCAUAGCUGCCUAAAAGUUAUUUUACACUAUUUUAUACAGUAAUAGUAAGGUAUUUUCUGCGCAUAACUAAAGAAAGGAACCAUUUGUAAAAAAAUAAAUACGUUUUGGAUGUUGCUAUUAGUGAAAUGUAAUAUAAUUAUUUUUAAAUGACUAAGUAGUAUUCGUCGUUCAUUUGCAUAUAUGCAUAUGUAUGCCAACUAAAGUUUUAAGAAGUUCCAGUUUUACCCAUUUAAAUACCGUUAAUGCAUUUAUUAUUAUUUAAAUUAUUUGCUUCAGUUCAAAAUGCAAUUUUAUUUGUAUUGAAUGCUGUCUUUAAUACAAACAAGAAUAAUGCAACUAAAUACAUACAUACAAGCAUACAAAUAUGAACGCAAACGUGUGUCUUGAAGUGAGUUUCUUUAAA
This is a messenger RNA of Bactrocera oleae (olive fruit fly), 2880 nucleotides long. It is a transcript of the gene ath, whose product is annotated as ATP-dependent RNA helicase DHX33. Gene Ontology annotation, molecular function: helicase activity; ATP binding; double-stranded RNA binding. NCBI's taxonomy places the organism in Eukaryota, Metazoa, Arthropoda, Insecta, Diptera, Tephritidae. Gene Ontology annotation, cellular component: nucleolus; intracellular anatomical structure. Gene Ontology annotation, biological process: positive regulation of transcription by RNA polymerase I. The record is from RefSeq and is a predicted model, not a curated record.